GCGGCGCCUUAGGGCUUGUCCCCUGUCCUUUUUCCCUACAGACGUGUAUGUAGCAGCUACUUGAGAGUAACAACAACAGAAGAGAAGCCAUUGCACCAAGAAAGCCAACUAGCAAUUAUUUUUCUGGUCAGUGGAGGCGUAUCUAAAAGAGAAGAGGAAGCAAAUUCUACCGGCUAGUGAACAUCGGCCACGAUUGCUAAGCAAGGCCUUUGCUUUUGGGGGGGAGAGGGGGCGGGGAGGCUUCCUUGCUCUGGAAUCAUCUCUACUGGUAAAUUACUUAAUAUUUGGUUUCGCUGUUUUUACAUUCUCUUCCUAGUUUCCUGCACUUCAGGAGAUUGAAAAACUGCAGAGAGGAGAGAGUUUCAGUUGCUCUUUCACUUACCAAUUCCGCAAGAGCACUAGACGACAAAGAGUUAUGGAGAAGCGCCUGCAGGAGGCUCAGCUGUACAAGGAGGAAGGGAACCAGCGUUACCGGGAAGGGAAGUACCGAGAUGCUGUGAGUAGGUACCAUCGAGCUCUGCUUCAGCUGCGGGGUCUGGAUCCAAGUCUGCCCUCCCCGAUAUCUAACUUAGGUCCUCAGGGCCCGGCUCUCACACCUGAACAAGAAAACAUACUGCAAACCACCCAGACAGACUGCUACAACAAUCUAGCUGCUUGUCUCCUUCAGAUGGAGCCAGUGAACUACGAACGAGUGAGAGAAUAUAGUCAGAAAGUCCUAGAACGACAGCCUGAUAAUGCCAAGGCCUUAUAUCGGGCUGGAGUAGCCUUUUUCCAUCUGCAGGACUAUGAUCAAGCUCGACAUUACCUCCUCGCAGCUAUCAACAGGCAGCCUAAAGAUGCCAAUGUCCGGCGGUACCUCCAGCUGACACAGUCUGAACUCAGCAGCUACCAUAGAAAGGAAAAGCAGCUCUACCUGGGCAUGUUUGGUUAACAAAGAAGAAAGAUGCUCCUUCUCUUGAACUUAGAUGGACUGUUAAAUCUAAUCAAGGGGAAACCUGAGCCUCAGUAAGAGAAAUUAACCCUAUACCUCCAACCCAGGUGGAUUUCUGUUUUGUUUCCAUUUCUGCAAGCUCUGUACUACUUACACAGUCUGUGUCUUUUUCUGUCAGUCUGUAUCUUUGUGUAGCUUUCAAUACCUGUUAUUGUUGGGGAUAUCUGCCUUCAGAAAUACAAUCAGAAAACAU
Molecule: messenger RNA, 1184 nt
Organism: Otolemur garnettii (small-eared galago)
Lineage: Eukaryota; Metazoa; Chordata; Mammalia; Primates; Galagidae
Gene: TTC9C
Product: tetratricopeptide repeat domain 9C
Exons: 5
Coding region: 416-931 (171 amino acids)
Molecular function (GO): protein binding
Source: RefSeq, a predicted model, not a curated record